Cephus cinctus (wheat stem sawfly) is the source of this 2492-nucleotide messenger RNA. It is a transcript of the gene Cat, whose product is annotated as catalase. Bases 26 to 1906 code for a protein of 626 amino acids. Gene Ontology annotation, molecular function: heme binding; catalase activity. Gene Ontology annotation, biological process: hydrogen peroxide catabolic process; response to hydrogen peroxide. The transcript is spliced from 9 exons. NCBI's taxonomy places the organism in Eukaryota, Metazoa, Arthropoda, Insecta, Hymenoptera, Cephidae. Gene Ontology annotation, cellular component: peroxisome; cytoplasm; mitochondrion. The record is from RefSeq and is a predicted model, not a curated record.
CUUUACACGGGGUAAAAGUAAUAUUAUGAAAAGAUUAGCAAAAUCGUCAUUCGGAACAAUAUUGCGUGUCUCAUGGAACUCACAAAUGUCCACGGUAUGUACAACUUCUCCAUAUCAGCUGGUUGGUCGAUCCCACCGAGAACUAUUGCGUAUCAACGCCGAUAAAAGGCUGCGGCAAUCCAGCAACUUGACUUGUUCGACGAGUCAUACGCCGCAGCGCUUACUCGACGUAGCAGGACACAAUACAAACGUGAAGGUUCUUCGUGACAGUUCGGAUUCUUGCAAGAAACGAAGCAAAAUGGAUCGAGAUCCAGCAUCCGACCAAUUAAAAAAAUACAAGGAAAAAAUGGAGAUUUUUCUGCGCACAAUUUUUCAGCACAAAAAAUCGCCGGAUUCGCAGAUUGCAACAAAUCUAUUCGGUCAAACUAACCGCAAGGGAGAACCACCUGUACUCCUGACUGGAGCUGGAAAUCCAAUUGCCAAUAAAAUGGCUUCUCUUACCGUUGGUCCCAGAGGACCUAUACUUUUGCAAGACAGUGUAUUUAUUGAUGAGUUAUCACACUUUUCAAGAGAAAGAAUACCGGAGCGUGUAGUGCAUGCGAAAGGAGCUGGUGCUUUUGGUUAUUUUGAAGUUACGCAUAAUAUCAGCAAGUAUUCGAAGGCCAAGGUUUUUGCUGGAGUGGGUAAAAGAACGCCAAUUGCAGUGAGAUUUUCCACUGUGGGAGGCGAGAGUGGAUCCGCCGAUACUGUUAGAGAUCCACGUGGAUUCGCUGUGAAGUUUUACACCGAGGAAGGAAUCUGGGAUUUGGUUGGCAAUAACACGCCAAUUUUCUUUAUAAAAGAUCCUCUUUUCUUCCCAAGCUUCAUUCACACGCAAAAAAGAAAUCCAGUCACACAUUUAAAGGAUCCCGACAUGUUCUGGGAUUUUCUUUCUCUGCGACCGGAAAGUCUUCAUCAGGUUCUUUUCCUCUUUGCCGACCGUGGUAUUCCUGAUGGAUAUCGUCACAUGAAUGGUUACGGCUCGCAUACUUUUAAACUCGUUAACGAUCGCAACGAGAUGGUCUACUGCAAGUUUCACUACAAGACCGACCAAGGAAUUAAAAAUCUAUUAGCUCAAAAGGCAGCUGAUUUGAGUAGCACGGACCCGGAUUAUUCUAUUCGAGAUCUAUACAAUGCCAUUGCCCAAGGUCAAAAUCCAUCCUGGACUUUCAGCAUCCAAGUGAUGACACCCAAGCAGGCUGAAACCUUCAGAUGGAAUCCGUUUGACCUGACUAAGAUAUGGCCGCAUAAGGAGUUCCCAUUGAUUCCUGUGGGACGUUUGGUCCUGAAUAGAAAUCCUGAGAAUUAUUUCAUGGACGUGGAGCAAGUAGCAUUUAAUCCUGCCCACAUGGUACCUGGAAUCGAACCCAGUCCUGACAAAAUGCUUCAAGGUCGGCUCUUUGCCUAUGGCGACACUCAUAGACACCGUUUGGGAGCGAAUUACCUGCAGUUACCAGUCAACUGUCCCUACAAGGUGAUGUCAGCAAUGAAUUAUCAACGUGACGGUCCGAUGGCAUAUCAUAAUCAAAACGGCGCGCCAAAUUAUUAUCCAAAUAGCUUUGGCGGACCUAAGGAGUGUCCUGCUGCUCUUGCACCUAGUUUCCAAGUAAGCGGCGACAUCGAUCGGUACGAGCCUGUCAAUGAGGAUAAUUACACCCAGGCUACGGAAUUUUGGCGUAACGUUCUCGAUGCUGACGCCAAGACAAGACUGGUCGAUAAUAUAGUGGAUCAUAUUCGACAUGCUUCGAAUUUCAUAAUUGAACGUGCCCUUAAGCAGUUUAUCAAAGUCGAUGCUGAUCUUGGCAGGAGACUCACUGAGGGCCUGCGGAAAUAUGGAAAGGCUACUGGUUUUUCUGCAAACUUAUAAUUAAUUUAAUUACGGAUAAAUCAAACAUUUGUAACUUGGAUGUUUUAUUUUUUUCUCUCAAAUAUUAUAUUAAGUGUGAUUCACGUGAUCCUUGUAUUUCAUUGUCGUUGACUUUGAAAUGUUUGAAAAUUAUUAAAUAUACAUUGUUACUAUUUUCAUAUAAUAAAGCAUUACCUUGUAAAAUCUUAUUCCCUUGGAUAGCCUGUAACGAAAAAUCCUGCUGUCUGUAUUGAAGUAAGAAAUUGAUUCUUUUACUUGAAAAAGAAGGAAUAAUCUGGUAAUCGCUUUAACGGUAGUCUUGUGAGAAGUUUCUAAGUGGAAUACGUGACAUCGCGUAAAGUCUUGCGGAUUACUAGUAUUUCUUAUAAUAUACCAGAUGGGCGAAAGACCGAAGGAUAAUGGAAAUUGUAGAGUUUAAUAAGAUUAGACGGGUAUUACGCACAGUGUCGCUAAGACGUGGGGAAACUGAAGGUUCAUUUCAUGAAUGACAAUUAGCCAAGGAAUUUUUUUUGUCAACCUAAAACCUUAUCAUACAAGAUUAUUAAUUAGUUCGUUAAGUUUUUAAAUGAAAAAUUGUAAACAUUAA